Molecule: messenger RNA, 390 nt
Organism: Anthostomella pinea
Lineage: Eukaryota; Fungi; Ascomycota; Sordariomycetes; Xylariales; Xylariaceae
Source: the annotation of a GenBank genome assembly
AUGCUACCCCUAACCGCCCUCUUGAUCAUGGCGCUGGCAGCCAGCUCCACCCAGGCCUGGCGAAUCGAUUUCUUCUUCGACGAUCAAUACAGUUCCAAGGGAUGGAUUGAGUACAAGAAGGGCCAAGGGACCGGGAACCAUGUCAGAACCGUACUGCCGACCUGGUCGAUGUACCCCCCGGAAGCAGUGUUAGUGAUCGAACUCGACGGGUGCGAAGUCCUUUUCGAGAACAAGGCACUUACGUGGCAGCUGCCUGAGGGCGGAUGCUUUCGUUAUCGGGAUCCCUGGGAGACGUGGAAGGUCAAGAAUUGUCCCAAGCCGAGGAAGUGUAGGGGAAGACGUGAUGAGGAUGAUGAUGGGUCGGAUUGUGAGAGCUCGGGUCCCGACUAG